Messenger RNA from Striga hermonthica, 351 nucleotides. Lineage: Eukaryota; Viridiplantae; Streptophyta; Magnoliopsida; Lamiales; Orobanchaceae. The record is from the annotation of a GenBank genome assembly.
AUGUUCAAUCUUUUUUUAGCGGUUUCCCCAGAGAUUUUUCUCAUUAAUGCAACCUUCAUUUUGCUCAUUCAUGGAGUUGUAUUUAGUACCUCUAAGAAAUAUUCUUAUCUGCCGUUAGUCAGUAAUGUGGGUUGGCUUGGAUUACUUAGUGUCGCGCGCCUAGGAGGGCAGCGCGCUUUGGGAUGCGAAGGAGCUAUUAUCGUCCAGCUCCCUAACCUAAUGUGGCACCGGGUUUGGACCGCAGGGAACCAUAGCAUGGAGGGACGUCUAAUCCUUUUUUUUGUCGCCGCAAGGCUGGCUAAUCGUACGCAGCAGCUACCUUCAGGCACCCUGGUUCUGGAAGGCACAUGA